AUGUUUUCUCGACGGACGCCCCUCGCGAUCGAGGACGGGGCAACUCCCAGCGGCGAUGGGUCCUCGGCAAGAUAUUCGACCAAGGGAACCUACGGAUUGAAAAAAUGCCACGAUUCCGAGGAUGCGAUGACCGAUAUCGUCUUCGUCCAUGGCCUCACUGGAAACCGCGAGACCACCUGGACCGACAAAGCGAGCGGUGUCUUUUGGCCUGCCCAUCUUCUCAAGAACGAUGUGCCUCGCACCCGCAUCGUGACGUUUGGGUACGACGCCGACGUGGUCCACUUCUGGGCGGCGGCGUCGCAGAACCGAAUUCGCAACCACGCGACGAAUCUCGUCAACGCUUUGGCCCAGUUGCGCGAAAGGACGGACACGGAGGACCGACCCCUCAUAUUCGUCACCCACAGCCUGGGAGGGCUCGUCUUUGAGGAUGCAAUGAUAGCGUCCCGAAACAGCGCCGAACCUCACAUCCGUCGAGUCUACGAGGCGACGUACGGCGUCUGCUUCCUUGCGACGCCGCACUGCGGAUCCACACUUGCUAGCUGGGCGACGAUCCUGGGCCAAAUCGCCAACGUAGUGAAGAAGACGGACACGGGGAUCUUGCAGGCGCUACAACCUGAAUCUGAGGUGUUGGCUCUGAUCCAGACAGACUUUCAUAACAUGAUUGUUCCCAAACAUUCGGCCAUUCUCCCUGCCUACAACGCCAUCGGAAUCCACAACAAUCACAUGGAUAUGCCCAAAUUCACCAGUGAGGAGGAUCCGGGUUAUCUCUCCGUUUCCACAGAGGUACUGCGGUGGGUACGCGAGAUCCAAAAAGCACCGCCGCCGCGGCCAAUGUCCAGCAGCCACCGUACGGAAUCCCGGGCCAACCAAGCCCGGCUCCGGUUCCCGGGUCGAUGCCCUAUGGCUACGGCUACCAGGGAUACCCCUCCUAGCGGGAUGGGCUGGCAUAACCAAGGCAUGCCGGGCAUGGUUCAGAUGCCGAUGCCCACACCACCCGCGCAGUCACCCGGUGUAGGGCCGGGGCCGCCGCAGGGUUACGUUGGUAGCAUAGUAACGGGAACGGUCAAUAACUAUGCAGGGUCCAAGAUGGUGCAGGGGAAUAAUUUCCAGGGGCCAGUCAACUUUUAG
Molecule: messenger RNA, 1128 nt
Organism: Parascedosporium putredinis
Lineage: Eukaryota; Fungi; Ascomycota; Sordariomycetes; Microascales; Microascaceae
Source: the annotation of a GenBank genome assembly